AUGGUAAACCUUCCCGUAGUCAUUCCAUCCCCCGUCGAGUAUCGUCAGUUGGAGAUGACUUAUGGCUUGUCUUCCUUAGAGGGUGUGGAGUUUCCCUCUCCUGGCUCUAGCAUCUCUUCCCCUCCCCCUGAUAAGAUUGGGGUUUACUUGAAAACCCUAGACGCUGGUAUAUGCUUUCCUCUAACAGAUUUUCAGGAGGAGGUCCUCCAGAAAGAUGGUUGCAGCCUUCUGAUGUUGACUCCCAAUGCAGUUAACAAAGUGGUUGCGUUUGAAAUGAUCUGCAGGGCCAACGGGUAUCUUCCGGAUUACUUCGUCUUCAAAUUUUUCUAA
Molecule: messenger RNA, 330 nt
Organism: Lactuca saligna
Lineage: Eukaryota; Viridiplantae; Streptophyta; Magnoliopsida; Asterales; Asteraceae
Source: the annotation of a GenBank genome assembly